AUGGUGAAAAUAGCUCUACAGUUUAAAGCUAAUCUUGAAAAUGUUACAGAUUUUCAUAUCGAAUCUUUCGAUGAUUUCAUUUGGUAUUUAAAAUUAGAAUGUACUAAAUGUCAUACACCUUCUGAUACGUAUCAUGAUAUUAAUUUGAGACAAUUAUCAAGUAUAUCUGGAAGCCGUGGCGAAGCUAAUUUUAUAAUGAAAUGUAAAUUUUGCUCUCACGAAGGUAAUCUUAAUAUUGAGCCAAGUAAACCUUCAAUGAAUUAUACAAGUGAUGACGCGGAUAAUCAUACGUUUAAAACAGUCGUUAUAUUUGAUUGUCGUGGCAUAGAACCUAUUGAUUGGCAGCCAGGUGAUGGAUGGGCAUGUCAAGGUGUUGAAUCGGGUACAAAAUUUAGUAAAAUUGAUUUGUCCGAAAAUAAAGAAUGGAUGGAUUAUGAUGAAAAAGCUAAGGAAGCCGUAACGAUUAAUGAACUCGAAUUCAAAUUUGUAAAAGUAAAAUAG
Molecule: messenger RNA, 501 nt
Organism: Rotaria socialis
Lineage: Eukaryota; Metazoa; Rotifera; Eurotatoria; Philodinida; Philodinidae
Source: the annotation of a GenBank genome assembly